AUGUCUCUUGGAUCAAGUGCAAGAACAAGCAGAUACAGACAGAGACUGCUGAAGGCAGCCUUCGUCCUUAUUCCAGUUGGUUCCGUUGGUUACUAUGGCGUCCAGCGAUGGCUAAGCUCCCUCGAAGCUCGGUAUCCGCCGUUAUCACCGGCCGACGUGACGACUACCACGACGACAGUCCUGCGCACUCCCUGCAACCCUGAUACCCAACGUUGUGCAUACAUUGACGUCUACACCGCGCGUGUACCACUGCGAAUUCUACAACAACUCCAACAACGACAGGCCCAGAGAAGAAGAAAAGACGACAACAAUGACAAGGACAACCUGCACGUCACGUGGGCAAAGGCAUUCCUGGGCAGUCGCGUCAUGCGCGCAGAAGCACCUUUUGUCGGGUUGGCCAGCACCAGUGAUGACAUUGACAGAUCGAUAAAAUUCCUCGCUGUCGACGAGGACGUGUACCAACACGGUUCACUCGCCUUCAUCAAGGACCAGAAUACGCGGACAUCUUCAGGAACUGUCGAUAAGAAAGACAUCCCUGACGAAGCCAAACCGGCUGAAGGCGUUCUUUUCUGCUGGCACAUGCCCGACGAACCCCGGCGAUUCUUCGAAACAAUCGCCCGCUGGGGAUAUCCGUGGCGACUGAUGUCCGGAGGACGGCACGAGCUGAGCGUGUCGGCUCCGUUCAUCCCAGAUGAAGAUGAUCGUCAUCAGGACCGGAAUAAUGAGCCCGUGGUCGAGGUGCGGUUUGCGACCGCUCACGAUUACGAGGUUGUGCCGGAGGAAGGGCCUCUGGAGAAGCAGAAGAUCAUCCCUGUUUGGACGCUGAGACUGCAUCGGGCGUAUGCGAGAUUUUUGCUGGACAUGGCGGUCAAGGAAUUGAUUGCAAGUUCUGAGCAGGAAAACCGCUGA
Rasamsonia emersonii CBS 393.64 is the source of this 909-nucleotide messenger RNA. RefSeq lists its product as uncharacterized. NCBI's taxonomy places the organism in Eukaryota, Fungi, Ascomycota, Eurotiomycetes, Eurotiales, Trichocomaceae. Bases 1 to 909 code for a protein of 302 amino acids. The record is from RefSeq and is a predicted model, not a curated record. The transcript has a single exon.